GAAAAAAAAAAGAGAAAAAUCCAACUAGGCGGAGCCAUUCGCCCCGCACGAACUCCGAGGCGCACGACCAAAUGCGCGCCGCCGCCGCCGGCCGCAGCGUCCGCCUCCUCUAGGAGCGACGGCCACCACCGCCGUAUGAGCCUGUAGCCCGGCGCCGAGGUCCGCGAGCUUUUGCUUUGGGGGGUGGGAGCUAAGCUUUGCUCCCCCCUGUGCGUGCGGGCGGGGGGGAGCGGGGAUGAAGGGCCAGGGUGGCGGCGCGGGGGCCCCGGCGAAGAGGCGGUGGAGGAGCGUGGCGGCCGCGGCCGCCGCGCUGGCGCUGCUGUUCCUCUCCGUCGGCGUGCCGCUCGCCGUGCUGCUCGGCCUCCACCAGCGCUUCCCGUCCAUGUAUUUGGCCGACGAGAGCGCCGUGUCGGUGUUUGGCGGCAGCGAGGGUGGUGGUUGGGAGCCAAAUACAUCGCAGGAAAAUGACAGGCUGCCAGUCAACGACACGAACAAAUUUCCGCCAUCGAUUGAAAAGGACUGGAGCAAAACAAAUACCGGUAAUUCUGAUGCAGAAAGCAAUGGGACCAACAAUCAACCAAGUAUUGACAAACCGAUUAGCAAUACCUCAAUCCAUCCAGGCCUUCCUAUCAAACAAAUCGUGAUCUUUGAUGAUAUAUCAUUACUGAGUAAUACUGAUGCUGAUCCUAAGGACAAUUUUGAACAAGGUUUACCUGGUGAUGAGAGUAUAAAAUCGUGCCAACUAGAAUUUGGAAGCUAUUGUGUUUGGUCUGUUGAACACAAGGAAGUGAUGAAAGAUUCUGUAGUGAAGAGACUUAAAGACCAGCUCUUUGUUGCAAGAGCUUACUAUCCAAGCAUAGCAAAACUUGAGGGGAUGGAAAAACUUUCACAUGAAAUGAAGCAAAGUAUCCAAGAGCAUGAGCACAUGCUCAGCGAAGCCAUAUGUGAUGCUGAUCUUCCUGCAUUCCAUGGAGCCAAUAUGGCAAAGAUGGAGAAGACAAUAGCUGCAGCAAAAUCAUGUCUGAUAGAAUGCACUAAUUUUGAGAAAAAACUGAGGCAAUUGCUUGAUAUGACUGAGGAUGAAGCUCAUUUUCAUGCAAGACAAGGUGCAUAUCUUUACCGGCUUGGAGUUCAGACAUUACCUAAGAGCCUCCACUGCCUUUCAAUGAGAUUGACAGUAGACUACUUUAAAUCCUUUGCUGACAUGGAGUACUCCAAUGUGCAAAAGCUUGAAAAUCCAGUUCUCCGGCACUAUGUUAUUUUCUCUACCAACCUUCUUGCAUCUUCCAUGACUGUCAACUCGACUGUGAUAAAUUCUGAGGAAUCAGCAAAUGUGGUUUUUCAUCUUGUUACUGAUGCACAGAACUUUUAUGCAUUUAAGAAUUGGUUCAUUAGAAAUUCUUACAAGGAAGCCACUAUCGGUGUUCUGAAUUUUGAAGAUUUCCAAGCAACACAUUUGGAUAAUAGGAGAGUUGAACACUUAUCACCAUAUGAGGAGUUCCGCAUCGCUUCCCAUAGCAAUGCCCGAAUUCCAAAUACCCAAAUGAGAACUGAAUAUAUUUCAGUGUUUGGACACUCUCUUUUCUUGCUUCCUGAGCUGUUUAGCAAUCUUAAACGGGUGAUUGUUUUGGAAGAUGAUACUAUAGUCCAGAGAGACUUGUCACACAUAUGGAAUCUUGAUUUGAAAGGAAAAGUGAUUGGUGCUGUACAGUCUUGUCGAGUUAGAUUAAGGCAUCUCAGACCAUACUUGGUUGACUUCCCAUAUGAUGCUAGUUCAUGUAUCUGGAUGUCUGGAGUGAGUGUUAUUGAUCUCAAUAAAUGGAGGGAGCAUGAUGUGACUGCAGUUCGUAAUCGAGUACUCCAAAAGCUGCAACAUGGCCCUGAAGCGUCAUGGAGAGCUGCGGUGUUACCUGCAGGCCUGCUUGCUUUUCAAAAUCUGGUCCAUCCUAUUGAAGCACAGUGGAUCCAGUCUGGUCUUGGUCAUGACUAUGGAGUCAAUCAUGGUGCUAUAAAGAAAGCUGGCAUAUUGCACUACAACGGCAACAUGAAACCGUGGUUAGAACUCGGCAUACGGCGAUACAGGAAAUAUUGGAGAAGGUACCUGCCAAGGGAUGAUCCAUUCUUGAUAGAUUGCAAUGUGAAUCCAUGAACAAGGCAAUUUUGUUAGUCCUGGAGUCCGGAAGUCCAUGUUCGACGAACAGCACCACCUUGUGCGAUAGCGAGAGUUCACUGUAUGCGGGAAAUUUGAUGAGAGGAGAGGGGCUUCAGUGAGCACCGCCCAAACUACUGAGGAUCUUUCAGGAUGCUGCUGAGAUAUGAAGUAAAAUUGAUUUUUUUUUGCAAACUGGUCGUCUACCGUGGUAUGUUGAGUAGUAGUUCCAUUUGUUCAUUGAUCAAUGUACAGUGAGGAUUGGACAGAUGCUGAUUCGUACACCAGCAUCACAAAAUGGGUGAGGGUGUUGUAGUUUAGGAGAGCCUUUUGGGGCUUGUAGAUUCAGUAGAUUAGGAUCAUGGGGCAUUAACCCAAAAAAAAUACUGCAUAUAUUCUGUGCCCGUUCUGUUGAAACCAUGCUUGGAAUUCGUUGACUUUGAUAGUACUCAUACCCUUGCAAUGGUGCAAUAUUCAUCAUCUUUCUCUAAA
Molecule: messenger RNA, 2641 nt
Organism: Oryza sativa Japonica Group (Japanese rice)
Lineage: Eukaryota; Viridiplantae; Streptophyta; Magnoliopsida; Poales; Poaceae
Product: probable galacturonosyltransferase 7
Molecular function (GO): polygalacturonate 4-alpha-galacturonosyltransferase activity
Source: RefSeq, a predicted model, not a curated record